Messenger RNA from Tarenaya hassleriana, 1952 nucleotides. Its product is annotated as anti-sigma-I factor RsgI6-like. Bases 87 to 1820 code for a protein of 577 amino acids. Lineage: Eukaryota; Viridiplantae; Streptophyta; Magnoliopsida; Brassicales; Cleomaceae. The record is from RefSeq and is a predicted model, not a curated record. Gene Ontology annotation, molecular function: hydrolase activity, hydrolyzing O-glycosyl compounds. The transcript has 8 exons. Gene Ontology annotation, biological process: carbohydrate metabolic process.
AAAUAAAAGGAUCCAUAUGAACUUGUAUUUAUACUCAAUUCUCAAUCUUGCUCUUCUGCACUUUCGUACUGGUUCUUGGAUCAACAAUGGAGUUUCUGCUGCUGCUGCUCGCCCUCUCGAGUUUUGCUUCAUCAAUUUAUGGAGCGAAGCCUCUGUCUUAUGAUUAUUCCGCAAGUAUAGAGUGUCUUGAGAAGCCACUUCAACCUCAGUACAAUGGAGGGAUCAUCAAAAACCCCGAAUUCAACGAGGGUUUACUCGGCUGGUCACAGUUUGGAGAUUCCAGAGUCGGUUUCAGAGAUUUAAGGGGCAACAAAUUCGCCGUUGCUGGAUCGAGAAACCAGUCUUAUGGCAGCGUUUCUCAGAAACUUUACCUGAAAAAGGGCUUGCUCUAUACGUUCUCGGCAUGGUUACAAGUGAGCGAUGGAAUGGCUCCUGUCUCGGCGAUUUUCAAGACGAGGAGUGGCUACAGGCAUGCUGGUGCCAUUGUUGCUGAAUCUAAAUGCUGGUCCAUGAUUAAAGGCGGUCUUACCGUCGAGAAAUCUGGUCCCGUCGAGCUCUACUUCGAGAGUAAGGACACGACCGUAGAGAUUUGGGUGGAUAACGUAUCGUUGCAGCCCUUCACACAAGAGGAAUGGACCUCCCAUCAAGAACUGAGCGUUCAGAAGACGAGAAAGGGAACCGUGAAAAUCAAAGCGGUGGACAGCGAGGGAAAACCCGUUCCAAAUGCGACGAUAUCCAUACAACAGAACAAUCUCGGGUUCCCGUUCGGAUGCGAGACAGAGAGCAACAUACUGGGAAGCCAAGCGUACCAGGACUGGUUCACGAAGAGGUUCACGGUCACCACCUUCGCCAACGAGAUGAAAUGGUACAGCAACGAAGUGGUCAGAGGGAAAGAGGACUAUUCGACAGCGGACACGAUGCUCCAGUUCUUCAAGCAGCACGGGAUCGCAGUCCGCGGCCACAACGUCCUGUGGAACGACCCUCAAUACCAGCCCCAAUGGGUGAAAUCUCUCACGGGAGAUGACCUUUACCAAGCCAUGAGACAGAGGGUCAACUCUGUAGUGUCGAGAUACCGAGGCCAGUUAAUGGGGUGGGACGUCGUCAACGAGCAGCUUCCGUUCUCGUUCUUCGACAGCAGGCUGGGUCCCACAGCUCCUGGCGAGAUAUACAACCUGGCCCACGCCGCGGAUUCAGGGGUGACGCUGUUUAUGAACGAGUACAAUACCUUGGAGGAACCGAACGAUAAGUCCUGUUCUCCGGCAAGGUACCUGCAGAGGCUGAGGGAUAUUCAGUCGUAUAAGGACAACAACGGGAUACCUAUGGGAAUCGGGCUUGAAUCUCACUUCAAAUCUCCGAACAUCCCUUACGUUAGGUCGGCUCUCGAUACUCUUGCCGCGACUGGUUUGCCUAUUUGGAUCACUGAGCUCGACAUCAAUAGUUCUCCCGAUAAGCAGCCGCAGUAUUUGGAACAAAUCCUGAGAGAAGUUCACUCGCAUCCGCAAGUGAAAGGAAUAGUACUGUGGGCUGGGCUGGGGCCGACCGGCUGCUACCACAUGUGCCUGACCGAUGGAAACUACAAAAACUUGCCCACGGGAGACGUCGUGGAUAAACUUAUCGGGGAAUGGGGUGGCUUCCGCAAACAAACAGUGGGUGUCGCCGACAGGGACGGCUUCUUCGAAGCCUCGCUCUUCCAUGGCGACUAUGAAGUCAAGAUUUCGAAGCCUUUUGCGAGCCAGACAGCAGCAACUCACGUCUUCAAGCUGAGCUCCGAAGUGGAAACUAACUCCGACGUGUCGGGUGCUUUCGUGUUCCGCGUUUAAGUUUGGGUGAUUGUUGUUUUCCGGUGAUUGAUUUUUGUUUUCGUUGUGAAAUUUAAUAAACGGAAAAAGCUACAUUAAAUAGUAACUUUUUUUUAUAUAUAUAAAUAAGAAUCAAGCUCUCUUUUAUAUUAA